Messenger RNA from Exaiptasia diaphana, 794 nucleotides. RefSeq lists its product as uncharacterized. NCBI's taxonomy places the organism in Eukaryota, Metazoa, Cnidaria, Anthozoa, Actiniaria, Aiptasiidae. Bases 37 to 567 code for a protein of 176 amino acids. The record is from RefSeq and is a predicted model, not a curated record. The transcript is spliced from 4 exons.
AAUUCAGUCGAGUAAUUUUUCGUACUGCUGACAACCAUGAAGCUCUCGUUGACUCUUCUCGUGAUCUUUGGUCUCGUUGCCUUCAUUGGAGCUGCUCCAGCUGAAGAAGACUCCGAAAUUCCAGAAGAACCAAAAACUGAAGAUGUCCCAGAACAAGAGGAAGAAACCCCAGAACAAGCUGACGAGGAAGAUGAAGAGGACGAUGAUCAAGGUUCACCCCUGGCGAAUUUAGAAGUUGAUGAUGACGAUGAUGAUCUUGAAGAUCCAAAAAGGGGAGGACGCCGCARAAAGCCCCUUGGAAUAUGCCCUCUUCCUUACAGGGCCCAUCGACACUGCAAGGGAAGAAGAGGUAGACGUGUAUGUAAGAAAUGCUGUGUCUUUUGCAAGAAGCUGUUCAAAUGGUGCCAUCCACUCAGAAGAUUUUGCUUCUUUAAAAGAGUCUGCCGACGUCGGCGCAUUGGCCGCUAUCGUCGUUUCGUCUGUAGAUACAGSCGUAUUUGCAUUCGCGCUCAGUCCGCUUGUGCCAUAGCACAUCGUUGUUUUGUAUUGAAGUGUAGAAGAGCCUAGGUCUUGAAAGGAAAAAUACUCAACAUGGAACGACCGCACGAUUGACCAGAUCUUUAAUAACAAUUAGAAUAGCACUCGGACAGUAMCUUAGUAAAGAAGGCAGCUUUUUAUUCYCAKUUGCGUCUACAGAAACCUUUUUUGUUAUGUGACAUCGCGCUGCCUUAUAAUUAAUUACAAUAUCAUGUAGUAAUUGAAUCAUUGGCAAUAAAAUUCAUUUAAAUCUGAAA